AUGGAGAGCGUCACCAAGGCGGGGGAGAAGAAGAUCGCCGACGAGAUGCCUGACAAGUUCGGGCUGCUGCUGGACGGGUGGUCCCAUGGAACGGAGCACUACCUAGGUGUCUUCGCGUGCUACGAGACACCCUCGGGUCCGCAGUACCCUCUGCUUUCUCUGGCUCCGAUUGUCGUCGACUCUGCUGGUCGAUUCGAUGCCGAGACGCACAUGGCUGCGCUGGCUGCUUUUCUACCUUUUCUGGAAAGGAACUAUCUAACUGCAUCUUUUUGGUCGGAGACAAUUGUGCAGUGA
Phytophthora nicotianae INRA-310 is the source of this 294-nucleotide messenger RNA. RefSeq lists its product as hypothetical. The transcript has a single exon. The record is from RefSeq and is a predicted model, not a curated record. Lineage: Eukaryota; Oomycota; Peronosporomycetes; Peronosporales; Peronosporaceae. Bases 1 to 294 code for a protein of 97 amino acids.